CGCCGGUGGGCCGCAGAUGAAGAGGAGGCGGCGGCAGUGGUGGAAGAAGAGGCGGCGGCGGCGGGGGUAGGGAACCUGGAAACGCGAACGGGGAUGGUAGGUGGUUUGGACCCGCCGAGCCGCCGUCGUUUCCAGAAAGGGUUUGACUGGAGGAACCUCUGGAGCAGCUCCUCGGGAAUAGCUUCCGGGAUUACCAGCGUGGGACACCACUUCAGGUUUUAAGGCUGUUUUGCCGGAUUAAAAAUCUUCAUUCCCAGAAAGAUCUACUUCAUGGUUGGCUGGCUCCUCUGGCUGAUGGCAUGUUGAGGUACAUGGGCCAGUGGCAGCGAGGGCAUCCAUUCCAGAGGGGGCCACUCUAGAGGCCAGGCCACCACCACCAUGGGCCAGUGUGUCACCAAGUGCAAGAAUCCCUCAUCAACCUUGGGCAGCAAGAAUGGAGACCGGGACCCCAGCAGCAAGUCACACAGCAGGCGAGGGGCAAGCCACCGUGAGGAACAGGUGCCACCCUGUGGUAAGCCAGGUGGGGACAUCCUCGUCAAUGGGACCAAGAAAGCCGAAGCUGCCACUGAAGCCUGCCAGCUGCCAACAUCCUCCGGAGAUGCUGGGAGGGAGUCCAAGUCCAAUGCUGAGGAGUCUUCCUUGCAGAGACUGGAAGAACUGUUCAGGCGCUACAAGGAUGAGCGGGAGGAUGCAAUUUUGGAGGAAGGCAUGGAGCGCUUUUGCAAUGACCUAUGUGUCGACCCCACGGAAUUUCGAGUGCUGCUCUUGGCUUGGAAGUUCCAGGCUGCUACCAUGUGCAAAUUUACCAGGAAGGAGUUUUUUGAUGGCUGCAAAGCAAUAAGUGCAGACAGCAUUGACGGGAUCUGUGCACGGUUCCCUAGCCUCUUAAUAGAAGCCAAACAAGAGGAUAAAUUCAAGGAUCUCUACAGGUUUACAUUUCAGUUUGGCCUGGACUCUGAAGAAGGGCAGCGGUCACUGCAUCGGGAAAUAGCCAUUGCCCUGUGGAAACUAGUCUUUACCCAGAACAAUCCUCCUGUGUUGGACCAAUGGCUAAACUUCUUAACAGAGAACCCCUCGGGAAUCAAGGGCAUCUCCCGGGACACUUGGAACAUGUUCCUUAACUUCACUCAGGUGAUUGGCCCAGACCUCAGCAACUACAGUGAAGAUGAGGCCUGGCCAAGUCUCUUCGAUACCUUUGUGGAGUGGGAAAUGGAACGAAGGAAACGAGAAGGAGAAGGGAGAGGCGCACUCAGCUCAGGGCCCGAGGGCUUGUGUCCCGAGGAGCAGACUUAAUGGCUCUGUUCCAGGAGCAGCAGCUAGGAUCUGCCUGCUGCCCUGCAGCCAAGUGAGGAAUUGGACCUUUCUGGAAAUUACCGAAGAUCCGGAUAUUUUCUACUUUACACCUUUCUCUGCCUUGUAUCUGAAAGGGCUCUAAAAUGCUGUAUCAUGUUUUAGGCACUUUCUUCAUUUUUGGUUAUUUUUGGUUAUUUCUUUUUUKGGGGGGGGGGAAUCCCCCAAAAUAUUUGAACCUGGCUACAUGUUGUGUAUCUUCUUUUUUUGAAGCCUUCAGAUAGAAUAAGCCUGCCAUUUCUUGCACAAAUUUAGGUUUUUGGGGUUUUUUUGGGGGGGGUGGGGGAGGGUGUAGAGCCGGGUGGGGAGAAUGGGACUGUUAGGUUGAAUUAACAUUACAAAAUGAUACAGUGCCAGAUCUCAGUUUUGCAUAUUGUUUUUCAGGGCAGGUCUGUACUGUGUGUAGUGCUGUUUACAUGGUUGAAGUUAGUUUGUAAUUAUUAUUUUUAAAGAUUUACCCAGAUUUGAUAGCAGUGUUAACUGUUAACCACAUUGCAUUAAUUUCCAGACAAUUGAGAGCUCUUGGAGAGCCAAGGCCAAUCAAGAGCAUUUGCAGUCUGGUGACAACCCCCUUUUAAGCUAAUUUAUCCAAAAUCCCUAUUUCUCUCACUUCUUGCUCAUUCCUUCUUUGACCUAUUGCAUUUCAUGUUGAGUUUAUCCAUCAACAUGCUGCACCUGUCAGUCAAGUGAGCAGUUUUAUUUUUUUUAGAACACAUUGUACUGAGAACCACUUAAGUGUUGAAUGCAGAGAAAGCAGUGCUACCUCAGUUUUGCUGGAAGUUGACUUCUUUGAUAGUUUUCUUUCUUUGAUGAAGUUUCUGUAUUUUCAUGUUUUAAGUGGAAAUACUUUGUUUUUCAUUUGUCUUGGAGCCAAAGUUUCUGUUCCUGGUGGUCGGAAGACUGUGCCUGCCGGCCAGCUGACUUGAAGGAAAACUGUGGUAUGGAGCUCUGCUUGAAUCUUUUUUUUUUUUUUUUUUUUUUUCCCCUUUCCGAGUGUCAUCAGCUAGCUUACUUGUCUGGCAUGUGCAGAAGCCUGGGGCUGGUCUGAACUCUGCCAAACAAAUGUCAAAGUGUAUUUAAUAAAUGUGCCCUUUCCCUUCUUGCUGCACCCAUGUUGUCACUUAACCCCUAGGAGUUAUUUAUUAUCUUUUUGUUAAUGUCAGGCUCAUUUGGGGUGAUGUGAUGACUGUUUAGGUUUACAUGAUCCUCUUCUCCUUCCUCUACCCUCAAAUAUGUAUAUAUACAUAUAUUAAAUAUGUAUAUAUUUUACCUAUAUAAAAUAUAUAUAUAUACACAUAUAUGUAUCUAUAUUUCUUUGUUUCUCUGCCUGCUAAACUGGCCAUAAAAGAGGGAGCUGCCUUCAAUAUAUAAAGUGUAAGUAAGAAGAGUGCCAGGGAACAUCAUAAUGGAGGCUUUCGUAUCUGAAUCUGACCAUUUUUACUACAGGAGAACAUGAAUUUGCCCACACCUUCCUUACAGGAUGGGGGCCUGUUGCCCACAUUGCUUGUUCCAUGUGGCCAGCUUUGGCCAUACUGCCAUUGGGGCCUGAGGAACUAACGCUGGUCCUAUCUGGUUUCAGUAGAGGGUCCUCUUGUUAUUUUUCCAUUAACAUAUAUAUCCUCAAAAGCUGUAUUGGAAGGUGGAUGGCAGGAGCUUGUAACAGUUCGGCUUCCAACACUUUGGAACAGAUUAAAGGGAAUCUUUUAAAUAAAAACUUAUAAAAA
Molecule: messenger RNA, 3074 nt
Organism: Urocitellus parryii (Arctic ground squirrel)
Lineage: Eukaryota; Metazoa; Chordata; Mammalia; Rodentia; Sciuridae
Gene: Dcun1d3
Product: defective in cullin neddylation 1 domain containing 3
Biological process (GO): protein neddylation
Cellular component (GO): ubiquitin ligase complex
Molecular function (GO): ubiquitin conjugating enzyme binding; ubiquitin-like protein binding; cullin family protein binding
Source: RefSeq, a predicted model, not a curated record